This is a messenger RNA of Plectropomus leopardus (leopard coralgrouper), 2488 nucleotides long. RefSeq lists its product as uncharacterized. Gene Ontology annotation, biological process: regulation of gene expression. Gene Ontology annotation, cellular component: nucleus. NCBI's taxonomy places the organism in Eukaryota, Metazoa, Chordata, Actinopteri, Perciformes, Serranidae. The record is from RefSeq and is a predicted model, not a curated record.
ACAAACACAGGCGCUUGUAGCGUUUAGCUGCAUACACGUGUUGAACUGGCGUUUAGACGACAUUGUAGUCGUUCUGCAGGCAACUUUGUAAUCGAGCAACUAUGUCUUCAGUUGAAUAUUUGAGAAACUUUGUAAACGAGCGACUAACUGCUGCUGCUGAAGAAAUAUUCGGAGUUUUUAAACAAACUAUCGUCGAGUACGAAGAAGAGAUCGACCGUCAGCGCAAACUGCUGGAAAACGUUUCCAAACCGGAGAUAAAGUUACUCAGGAUCGAGCCUCCACAGCAACAUGUCUGUAAGGAGGAGGAGGAGGAGGAGGAGGAGGAGGCUCCCGCCCAUCAGCAGCUCUGUAUUCAGCAGAGAGACUCCAGUCUGGACCAGGAGGACCCAGAUCCUCCACAGAUUAAAGAAGAGCAGGAGGAACUCUGCAUCAAUCAGGGGGGAGAGCAGCUUGACCUGAAGCAGGAGGAGACUGAUACCAGUACAUUGGCAACUACUUAUGGGGAAAGUGACCACAGUGAAGAUCAGACUAUUUAUAUUGCUACUGACAAAAGUGUAAACGCAACAGAGACAGAACUUCCCGGCAGCAUGUGUAUCAGUUGGCAAAAAGACGACUCCGACUCUGAAAAUUCUGAAGUAGCAGAACCAAAAGAAGUAAACCAGCUUCUCUUUCACAACUAUAUCGUAUCUCAACAUCAGAAUGGAAACAAGCGUGGAGAAUCAGGAUCCGGGACUUUCCGCGACACUCACACAGGCAAAAAAGUUUUCAAAUGUGACAGGUGUGAGAAAACUUUCAAGUAUAGGUCAGAUUUUCAGAGACACCUGAUGAUACACACCGGUGAGAAGCCAUAUUCUUGCAACUUGUGUGGAAAAAGAUUCAAUCAGAAAGCAAGACUGAGUGUUCAUCUAAGAAUCCACACGGGUGAAAAGCCAUAUUCUUGCAAAACAUGUGGAAAUUAUUUUAGAUAUAAGAGUCAGUUGACGGUCCACAUGAGAGGCCACACAGGUGAGAAGCCGUUUACUUGCGAAACCUGUGGGAAAGAUUUCAGACGUAGCGAUGAACUGGCAGCCCACAUAAGAAGAAUACACUAAUUUUUUUCCCCCUUAUGUCACUCACAUUUAUGUUUACUGUGUUUCCUUUUUAUUUUUUUUAUUAUAUAUAACACUAGACGUAUCAUUAAGUAUAAAGCUGUUCAUCAAGGCUGCAGAUGGGUGUGACUCACAUAAAAAUUAAAGGUAGUCAUCGUGAAGAAUGGUUACGUUAAAGUAUGAUUUGAUAUCAUUAAGUAGUGUGAUCAGUGCAGCGGUCUCUUUUUGGACAAAUAUGUAUUCAGUCAAGGAAUUAAAAUACAUGUACUUAAACUUUUUCAUUUACGUGCAGUAUUUAUUGUCCAGGGAGCUGAGAUCGUAUAUAAUUCCACACAGAGAAGAAAUUGUGAACCCUUCAAAUAAAAAUGAAAAAAAACCCAACAGUUUUUAAGUUUGUUUUUUUUUUUUUUGCGUUCCCUUCUAGCUUAGAGACAAGAUCAGAAAGUAGACCAGCAAGGAGAUGCAGGACCAGUUCUAAAUACAGAACCAAAACAAAAGAGAAGGAAAACUCACUUCACUUCUCAAAAACGUCUUUAAAAUGUGAUACUUGUGGGAACGAUUUAUUUUAAAACUGCGGCGACAACAAUAGCCAUAUUCUUGCACCACCGGGGACUUGGCGGCUGUUUGUGUUCAUUUUUGACAAAGUGAAUGCGAGGAGCAGACUGAUAGGCAUCGUGAGGUCCCGGGCUAUUAUGUUUGCUCGACAGACAGCUGUUGGAAAGUUAACAUUCAUGAUGCAACUUUUUACUCAUUAAUUCGUUUAAAAAAAUACUUUAGAAUAGAAAUCAUCAAAGAACAAAACAAACGGCUUCUUUACAUUAGUGUCCAGGACAUCCAUCAGUCAGCAUGGCAUGACAUGUCACACGUGAUGGAAAUCUCAGGCUUAUCAUGUUCAGUUUGUUCUCUUGAGAUCUCAAAUUAAUUAUGUCGUUAUCUAUGGAAAACACAAUUUCUUUAUCUCCAAAAAAUUAUCCCAUUAUCUUGGGAAAACAAAGGGGGUAAAAUGUAUUAAUGAAUGACUGCUUAGGGUUUCCACACAUCAUCAACAGCGCCAGCAAGUUUUGUUAAAUUAACCAGCUUUUAACCUUCGUAUGACUGCAUUACUCAUAUUUCUGUUUAAAAAAUUACGACUGAUAAGAUACAAGUUUAAAACCACUGAGAUCAAACAGCUGGUCAUUGAUUUUUUGUUUUGUUUUAUAUUAUCUUUGCACAUUGCAAGAUAGGAUAAUGUACUAUACUUUGCUUUACUGAGGUUGAUGUCUGUCUCUUUUGUCAUUAGUGACAGCUGUGUCAAUUGUGUGUGCCUUUUCUUCACUAUUGCUUGUAAUGUACUAGUUAUCUUGCACUGAAUGCGGAAAGACUGGUAUUAGCAAUCUGCAGAAGAAAACAUACACUUUUAA